Messenger RNA from Cryptotermes secundus, 824 nucleotides. It is a transcript of the gene Rab2, whose product is annotated as ras-related protein Rab-2A. Bases 148 to 786 code for a protein of 212 amino acids. The transcript has 6 exons. Gene Ontology annotation, molecular function: GTPase activity; GTP binding. NCBI's taxonomy places the organism in Eukaryota, Metazoa, Arthropoda, Insecta, Blattodea, Kalotermitidae. Gene Ontology annotation, cellular component: Golgi apparatus. The record is from RefSeq and is a predicted model, not a curated record.
AUUUGUUUAGAGUAGUUGUAUUAUGGGCAGUGGUCGAAGUGUUUGUUGGUAGUUGCGUAUUUAGUCCUUGGCGCAAGAGCAGUAGAAUUGUCUGGUUAUCGUUAAAUAUUGGAAGUUUAGACAUUGUAAAUACAUAAUUUAUUAAAAAUGUCUUACGCCUAUUUAUUUAAAUACAUCAUUAUAGGUGAUACAGGUGUGGGAAAGUCUUGCCUGCUGCUCCAAUUUACAGAUAAGCGAUUUCAGCCUGUUCAUGAUUUGACUAUAGGAGUUGAAUUUGGAGCUCGCAUGAUCACGAUCGAUGGGAAGCAGAUUAAGUUACAGAUCUGGGAUACAGCAGGUCAGGAAGCGUUCAGAUCGAUCACACGGUCAUACUAUCGAGGAGCAGCUGGCGCACUGCUGGUGUAUGACAUCACGAGGAGAGAGACAUUCAAUCACCUAACAACAUGGCUGGAAGAUGCACGACAACAUUCCAAUUCUAACAUGGUCAUUAUGCUUAUUGGAAACAAAAGUGAUCUUGAAUCGAGGAGGGAAGUGAAGAAGGAAGAGGGUGAAGCGUUUGCUCGUGAACAUGGCCUCAUCUUCAUGGAGACCUCAGCCAAAACAGCUGCAAACGUUGAGGAAGCCUUCAUCAACACAGCGAAAGAGAUCUAUGAAAAAAUUCAGGAGGGUGUUUUUGAUAUCAACAAUGAGGCGAAUGGUAUCAAGAUUGGUCCCCAGCAUUCACCCACCAAUCCCAACUUGCCGUCAGGUAGCCAGGGUUCAAUGCAAGGAGGAGGCUGCUGUUAGGAGCUGGCCCGCCUCGCCCCUUGCUCCUACUGUCCGGG